AUGUCUAAUAAGUUUAUCCAUUCAUUCAGCUUGUUUCCGAAGGCCCUUUUCCGGCUAAAUUACGGACGCGUUGUUCGACUUCGCGCACACCCAUGGCCCUUGAGACCUCCAUGCGCAUUUGACCUAUUUACCCACGCUGGCAAAGUUCAGCCCAGCGCCCUUGAGCCUGGAGCAUAUAUCUUCCCUAAUGGUGCAUCGCUACGUCCAAAUACAAAACGACAGCAAGAAGUUGUUCGAAGGGCCAGAGGUAGCGCGUUUCAUGUUUAUGCUAUUCCCGCAGGCACACAGCUUCCGGAUGAUCUAAUACUUGUCCACGAGUUUCGUGAUCAUUACUCACUACAAGCUAGAAAGGAGAUGACUGUGGAAGAGCUGGAUCUCAGUAUCACACAGUUCUUGGAGUCCCAAGCAGUAUGUUUCAAGAGAGAUGAGUGGCUGCGGAAGUAUCCUGUGGCUACCGAAACCUUCUAG
Molecule: messenger RNA, 468 nt
Organism: Nannizzia gypsea CBS 118893
Lineage: Eukaryota; Fungi; Ascomycota; Eurotiomycetes; Onygenales; Arthrodermataceae
Exons: 4
Coding region: 1-468 (155 amino acids)
Source: RefSeq, a predicted model, not a curated record